Molecule: messenger RNA, 1246 nt
Organism: Capsicum annuum
Lineage: Eukaryota; Viridiplantae; Streptophyta; Magnoliopsida; Solanales; Solanaceae
Product: cyclin-dependent kinase inhibitor 1
Exons: 4
Coding region: 295-888 (197 amino acids)
Biological process (GO): negative regulation of cyclin-dependent protein serine/threonine kinase activity
Cellular component (GO): nucleus
Molecular function (GO): cyclin-dependent protein serine/threonine kinase inhibitor activity
Source: RefSeq, a predicted model, not a curated record
GAAUACCUAUCAUCAUCAUCAUUAUCACCAUCACCCUCUCUUACACUUCUUCUCUCCCCACAAUACUGCCUCCACCAAAAGAAGAUAUUCUCCGUCAGAAUCGUACUAUUCUGGAGUUUGCAAAUCUCCCGAGUUUAUAUAACAAAGAAUUUGUGUCCUAUUAACACAGAUAUACAUUUCCAUUGAAGAAUUCUGUGACAUGUUGGAGUUUAUGCUUAGAAUUUGAUUUAAAUAUCAUAUUUUUUUAGCGAAAGUGAUAGUGCAAGUCGAAAGGGAAUUGGAGAAGUUGCGAUUAUGAAGGUUGCGGUGAAGAUGAAAAGAGAACGGGAGGUUUUAGAGGUGGCUGAGACGAGGAAGAGGAAGAAGCGCGAUGCCGAUUUGGAGAUGUUACCAACUACUGUAGCUUGUGUUAGAAGUCAUGAUUCUGGAGUCUCAGUUGCACCGGCGAGUUUAGAAUUAUCUCCAGUGAGCGAGCUCACUUCCCAGGGAAAUACUACUGUUUCGUGUAAACCGGCUGUGAGUUCUAACUUUGCAGAUAAUGAAUCAAACGAUGCCACAAAAGGAAGCUCGAAAUUUUUAGAUCUGGAUGAGGACGACAGUGUGGAAAUUGCAACCAGUAAUUCAGAGUUGAGAGAAAGUAGAGAGGCAAUACUACCCAGCGAUUUAAAAGUUGAGCUUCACAAACUGGAGGCAACACCGCAACAACAACUUGCUAAAUGUCGCUGCCGUCGAUCUAAUACAGAAGCAAAGAUGCCCUCUGAGGCUGAGCUUGAUGAGUUUUUUGUUGCAGCCGAGAAAGAUCUCCAUAAACAAUUUGCAGAAAAAUACAACUUUGACUUUGCAAAGGAGGAGCCAUUGGAAGGUCGCUACAAAUGGGUGCGACAAUGAGACGUACAAUGAAGAUAUAUCCGCAAGACCAACACAAUAUUCAAAGACUAAGCCCAUAACAUUAGCAGCAGUAGUUGCUCUUAAUCUAAUUUGUUUGGUAGUCCAGUGAUUCUAGCACUAGUAGUAUUUUCAAGUAUAUUUAACUGUUUUGGCUUAUUAAUUAAGUAGUUCUCUCUUUUUCGUUUUCUUACUUGUGGCUUUAUGAUCUUGGUUUCCUUGGGGGCCGGAGUUAGGAUAUGUACAGCCAACGAAGACGAGGUCUCUAUGUGUUAAUUUAACUUAGUUGCAUAUAUAAGUUAUUCACGAAGAAUGCUUUGGAGAAACCAAUUGUCUUAUAAGAGCUCAUUUUCUUCUUCGA